Molecule: messenger RNA, 900 nt
Organism: Metarhizium brunneum ARSEF 3297
Lineage: Eukaryota; Fungi; Ascomycota; Sordariomycetes; Hypocreales; Clavicipitaceae
Source: RefSeq, a predicted model, not a curated record
AUGAAGCUUUCCCUUCUCCUCGUGGCAACGACUGCAGCGGCCGCCGCAGUGCGCUGGGCCAACGAUGACGAGCUCGCCGUCAUGAAUGCCAACCGUGGCAAGGUCGGCACAGCUCUUGCCAUGCCAAGUGCUCUAGAGAUGCAGGCCAUGGAGGUGGAACGAAUGUUCAACAUCACGCCGGGACUUGUACCCAUCGAGAAGAUGAGAGAGAUAUGGAAAUACCACGGCCAGAAAGCUCAGGAUCGCCGCGGCGAAGAGCAAGCACUGGCUGCCAACCAAUUCAUUCGUGCCGGCGGCUUUGCCAUGUUCAUCGCAUUCACCUCGGAUGCUGGCGGCGCUCUCGGGGCAGUUUGGAGUGACUGCUACGGUGCUGCCACCAGGGAUGGAACCGCAACCGGCAAGGAGUGUGGUGACAAGGUCAUCGCCGCACUUGUAAAAGCCAGUUACUCGUUUGUCAUGGGCGGAGCAGGAUAUGCAGCCGUCUUGAUACAGGGCCAGGCGGAUCCAAACCAGCCCGUCUACGAAUUGCAGAACCAGCUACCGCCCGACUCUGAGCACGGAGUACAGAUGAGGCGCUCGGCAGACCAGGAGUGCGCAAACCACAAUGGCGACUUUACUGGUUUGUAUGGAGUAAACUUCCAUCUCGGGUCGCAUAUCGGAGCUAAACUGUCCGGCUAUGCACCCUGUGGCACAUCAGUGUCAACACCCGACGAGAUUGCCCAAGGCAGCUUCGGUUACCAACUCAACAGAGCGGCCGGCGACAACGGAGCCGCUAGAAUCCAGUUCUACACAGUUCAGGAUGGUUCUAGGGGUAAUGUUAUGGGAGGCGCCAUCGUGUACGAAACCAGGGUGACUGACACCUGCCCAGAGUACAUCUCUUUCGACGGUUGUGAGGUAUAG